This is a messenger RNA of Baudoinia panamericana UAMH 10762, 8382 nucleotides long. RefSeq lists its product as uncharacterized. NCBI's taxonomy places the organism in Eukaryota, Fungi, Ascomycota, Dothideomycetes, Mycosphaerellales, Teratosphaeriaceae. The transcript has 3 exons. The record is from RefSeq and is a predicted model, not a curated record. The coding region runs from base 1 to 8382 and encodes 2793 amino acids.
AUGCCUUUCCCGACGCUGUCGUUCCUGGUAGGACUGGUAGUGCUGGGCUACCUGCUCACUUUUGUGGUCUUUGCCAUCGUGCGGAUUACCACUGGGGUAUCUGUCCAGCGGAUCGGAUUUUCUGGUUUUAGGCGCAUAUCGUUCAAUCCACGCCAUGGCGUCAGGAUCGCAGUUCGAGGGUUUGGCCUGGCGAUCCAUAGGCCGACCUUUGUGCUGCCAACGUGGUGCAGCUUAGUCGUUGAGGAGCUGGUUGUCACGGUAGAUCUGAAUGCGCUUGGAGAUACCAAGAGCAAGAGCAAGGCUGGUCCAGGGCCAGCACACGCCAAUGGCUCACCCGAGGCUCCCACGAGGCCUCUACAGAGGGCCACAAGCGAGUUCGAAGAUGAAGAGGGACAUGGCAAACUUUGGCGACAGCUCACGGACAUCAAGGAGCGCAUCAAGCGAAUGCACAGCAACAUCAAGUGGAUCAAGAUGGUAGACUUGAUUGCAUCGGAAGCCACGGUGAACAUAGUCGGAGUCGGCAGCUUGCAGCUUGAGCGUGUCACGCUGGCUGUAGACACCAGAGCGAGGACUGUCGACCGCAGCCGGUUGUUCCAGCACCACAAGUCGAAGCCCGAGACGCAAUCACCUGCAGAGUGGAAGUGCGUGAUCCGUAGCAUACUGUUCACUCCUGAAGGCAAGGAGUCGUCCGAGGUUCUGGAUUACUGCACGCUCAACAUACAUGGCAUGCUCCACAACCGACUUGAAGGCCUGCGAGACGCAUCGAUUGCGCUGAAGCUCGGUCGGCUCAAUCUCCCGUAUGAUGACAUCAAACAUGCCAUCGACUGCGCGCAGAUGCUCAGAGGUCAGUACGCACAGCCGCAUGUAGAACAUGAUAAUGGCGAAUUCUCGCUUUCUGAUGCUCUUGACGAGUUCGAGAAGCCUGGAAGUCACGAAGCUCGUAUUGUACGGACGGUAUCCGACUCGCGAGCCUUCAUUGCAUCCAUCUUGCGCGGCAUUCAAGAAGUGCAAUUCGCUGUCAGCUUCCUUGGAAUGUCAAGGAAGCUCGACGUCACGGGCCAGGACGGGAGAGAUGUGUAUUUCAAUGUUGCGAUGAAGGAGAUUGGUCUGGACAUUCUGCGCCUAGACCAGAAAAGUCCUGCACAUCGCAUGUACUUUGCCACGAGCGACGUGGCACAUCAAGGUCUGCUGACAGCGAUCGCCAUCUCUGCCGGCAUAGAUGAUGGCCACAAGCACCCAGAGCGUCUUGUCUACGUACCGAUGGUUACGGCGACGGUGAAGACGACGCUCCCUUCUCGGACCGUGAACUUCCAAAGCGACAUCAAUGUCAAAGAACGGAAUACGAAUAUGCUCUAUGCGAACUUUGUCUGUACGUCACCUUCAAUCGACCUGGAUCCAAAGCACCUACCCUUGGUGCGAGAGAUCUUGAAGCAGCGAUCAAGUCACGAUAAACAAGUCCCGGCCGCACGCUCAGACAGACAUCACCUCCUUUCGCAGCUCUUGCCGAAGGCUCACGUCAAGCUUGCAGUACAGGAGCCGGUGAUUAGGGUCUCUUUACCGCCUAUGGCCAAAGCAAAUGCGCGUGAGGAUGACAUUGACCUCUUGAUCUGCUCUGUAUCUUCAAUCAACUUCGAGCUGGAGUCAUCACAUGCCGCCGAGGCUGGGAUCAACUACAGUCUAAGCUCUCACUAUCGACAUACGCGGCAUCACCUCUACUACCAAACCGCAACCGGCGAACAGCAUGACCUCUUACAAAGCGACACCGUCGAGAUCCAAAUUGACAUUACAGCGAUACCGGAGCCAUCCGUCACCGUCAACGCGCAAUUUAGAACCUACAGCCUCUACCUCGUCCGGCCGGACAUCUGCGACGGUGUACGACAAAUUGUCAAGCAGCUGCGCAAGAAUGUACUGGCAAGGCAGCACGAUGAUCAGCCGAGACCGAAGGCAAGUUUCCUGCGCAAUGUGCCGUCGUGGUUGCAAGCUUGUCACAUUGAAGGUACAGAUUUCAGCCUGGAGCUUGCUGGUGUGGACGAACAAGUUUCGAAAGAUUCGCGUGGCUUCGCUCUCCAUCUCGAGUCGUGGACCACCGAAUACAGUGCUUAUCGGGAGGAGCGAACCACGCAGAUGGCACGCCGCAACUCAAUUACGAGAAGCUCUUCAACGAAGUCCAGGCCUGCAGCGCGACAUUCAUCGCCGCGCAGGAAGUAUCAAAGCUUUGCCGAUGGGCGUAGAUUGACCCUGCAUCUGACAAAUCUGGAGGGCCUAAUUGUGGACUCAGUGGUUGACUCCGAGUCUGAGGCCUUCAUAACGUUGCCACGCUACGAGGUAGCCUUCUCUACAUCUACCGAUGCCCACGGUCCUCUUUUUCACAUCAAUUCCUUUGCUAAGAGUCUGCUGCUUCAGUACUCACUAUACAACCAUUUUGCGCUUGGUGUAGCUGUCUUGGUGAUUCGAAGAACAUUCCUGGACCAUGACUUGAGCGACACCGGCCGGCCGCCAGCGCCUUCAAAGCAGGCCAAUCUACAAGUGCCUAGCACGCCGCUCUCGCCCAUGGAGGAGAUUGAUGACGUAGCUCGUCAUGAAAUAACCACCAUCGACUGCAAGGCAGACCUGCUACAGUUGAAGGCGCGCCUGCCGGCAGACCCGCCGAUGAUGAUACAGAUCUACCGCUUCGACGCAGGCCGCCAUCGCUGGACGAGUCCGUUCUUGCGCGCCCAUCUAGCACGUAUGUAUGUGCGUGCACCGCGAACGAAGUCGGUCUGGAGUCGAAUAAUCAGCAUCAAAGUCUUUCGGCUCGAUCUACGAGAUCACAAACGCAAGGUUGGCAAGCAAGUCAUCACGGAGAAGUCUAUCGAUGUUGCCGCGGAGACUGUUCGACUCGCUGUACCUCACUCGCUCAUUGUGCACAAUAUCUUUGACAACAUCACAAACGUGGUGAAGGUUUCGAAGCAGUUGCGACACCACUUCGUUACGGGCACGGACGAGUAUAUCUUGACGAAAGAGCCAGAGGGACCAAAACACGUACCUAAAAUCAACAUCCGAGCCCAGCUCUUCUUGUUCGAUAUCGAAGACAGCAGCUUCGAGUGGAAACUGGGUGCUAUUUACCGAGCCGGUUUGGUUGAGCAGAAGCAGAGAUUAGUACGUGAAGAGGCAUUCAAGCUCAAGGAGAAGCGGCUCGCUCGUAGAGCCGCGCCUGGCUCAUCGAGGCUGCGAGCUCACUCUGCGCAACACAUGGGCGAAAGGUCACGAUCUCACAAUCGCCUUGGAAACAUUGGCAAGCGUAGAAGUCGGAGUACUCAGCCUACCGCACGCUUCGCCCAGCAGCCGAAACCCCGUCGACAUGUGGACCGCAAGAUCCGUUACGAAGCGGACGGCAGGUGUGGCAUAAGCGACACUUCUGAGCUUACGAUUGAUCAAGCACGUGAGCGGUUGCACUACCUCAACGCACAAUCAUGGAAGAACAGGAUUGAUCGUGUCCUGAGCUUUCAAAGCCACGCGGUCAAAGAGGUUCGAUCCAUGCUUUGGGGUGCGGACGAUGCACCUGAAGAUAUCGAGAAUCAGGAACCCAUACUGCAAAUAAGCCAACGGCCUGGGCUCAUGCUCCUCACUAUCAGCGAGCUUAGUCUGACUAUAGACAAGCCUUCGUUUCCGGUCGACGAGUUUCCGAGGUUUCUGCACGAUGUCGGCAAAGGAAUGCCAUUCGACAUGAAGUACGGCCUCGUUGUGCCCCUCAAUCUACAUGUCACGAUGGGUGAGCUACGCUUUCAGCUUCGCGAUUACCCGUUGCCGCUGAUGCAUGUUCCAAUGCUUGCAAAUGGACAGUCAAUGAGGUUGCCAGCUCUGUCUAUGCGGACGGACUUCGUUAUUGCGGAGGAGUUCAGAGAUGUCGAGUCACAGCGACAUGCUAAUGUAGAGGUCGUACCAUUGGCGAAAAUGGGUGAUGGCGCUAAGGGUCCCUUUACCAUCGACGUUCGACGUACCAUCUCACCCAUCAAGACCUACUCCGACAUGAAGUUCGAGAUCAACACAAGCAACCCGACCAAGAUCACAUGGGGUACAUCAUACCAACCGGCAAUACAGGACACGAUGCAGGUCAUUGAGGGCUUUACAAAGCCACCAUUUGAUCCAUCCGACCGCGUCGGCUUCUGGGACAAGAUUCGAUUGAGCUUCCAUUCACGGGUGAACGUAGCGUGGAAGGGCGACGGCGACGUUCAUCUCAUCAUGAAAGGCACCAGAGACCCAUACGCCGUGACCGGCAACGGAGCCGGCCUGGUUAUGGUAUGGCGCAACGACGUGCGCUGGAACAUCGGCCAGAGCAAAGACCCGCGCCAGUUCAUGACUGUCGACUCGAGCGACUAUGUUUUGGCCGUGCCCGACUUCAACGGCUACGCGAGACGUGCCCAAGACGAAGAGAGCGAGCAUACUGAUGCUGCUUCUUCCAUCUCGAGCAAUAAGAAGGAUGCCGUGUUUAGAAAGGUAGUCAUGAAGCUAUCAGGCAACGUACGGUGGCUUGCUGGUCUGGUCUUUGAGCGCGACGGACCUAACCAGAAACGCUUGUUCGAGUUCAAGCCUCACUAUGAUGUUGUCUUAAAACAUCCAGAUUUCGCCAGGGCGCCAGAGGGCGAGGAGUACGAUGCCUACCGCAACUUCCGCAGUCAAUACAUACACAUGUCCAUCGCGGUCAUUGCACCACAGGACAGAGACUGGACGGUGUCGAACCUCAAGGCUUCGAACAACUAUAACACAGUCCAUCUGACCCCUCGAUUCUUCUCCCACUUCUUCAACUGGUGGAGUAUGUUCUCUGGUACCAUGUCUCUUCCGGUUAGGCAGGGCCCCUUGUGGGGAGUCACGCAGAAGAAGAGUAAGAAGUUCGGCCGACACAUAGCCACCGUGAAGUACAAUCUGCUCCUAUCUCCACUCUACAUCAGUCACGUAUACAAGCAUAAAGAUGCAGAAGAGUACCAAGGCAAAACAGUGUCGGUGACUGGUCUGAAGAUGAAGCUAGACAGUUUCAUGCUGGACCUGCAUCAGCGAAGAGAGCAUUUCGACAUUAACGAUACGGAAGGAGUCAUGACGAAGAAGACAAGUGCCAUGCGUAUCAACCAAGCACAACUCGACUUUAUACAUGCAGAUCUUCGAGCGCUCUCUGCGAGCAUAGGUGGCACGAGCGUUGAGGAUCUGGACAAGGCCAGUGAUGAAGUACUGGCUUCUCUGCACGGGCAGGCGCCAAAAGUCGACAUGUCUAAGUUCGAGAUACCCGACAAUGACUUCGAUUGGAUCGACAUGGAUGAUUUUGUCGAGCUUGACUGGAUCUUGCCCGCAGAAGCGGAUCCGGUGACAAGGAUAUUGCCAAUAGGCUACGCACCUCGCUUUACGUACUUCCGACAGACAGAUCAUGGAGGCAUAAUAGCCGGCGAUCCAUCUAGGACGAGUCGUUUCGGUGACGAGCCAACACAUUAUUGCGUUAUGUCCGCGAUGAAUGACCCACGCCGCGUGCAAGCCGAGCUCAUCGAGGACAGAUUAGCUACACUCCGGCAGCAGAGCGAACGGAACGAGCGCGAGAUAAGCGAGCAGGAACUCGAACUCGUCCGGACGUCCUCGGGUGAUGCUGCUGGCCACCAGAAAGAAGAAGACAAGCUCAACGCACUAAAGAGCCAUAGCGAGCACUUGCACCAAAAGCACGACUUUUUGCAGUCAAUGCUUGAUGCGCUAUAUCAACGAUUGGACAAACAGGAUCCAGCAGCAGUUCCGGAACUGGAGACAAGCGAAGAGUUCUUCGACGCCCACAACAACGCCAGCAAGCAAGAGUCUGACUUCUCUCGCCUGGAUACCGCACCCUUGGCGGACUACACGAGUGACUUCAAUAACCGGUUCAUCGUUCACAACGCGCAGAUCAAGUGGAAUAACUCGUUGCGCAACAUCAUACUCCGUUAUGCGCACCAAGUCAGCCAGCGACGUGGGUUCGUAUACUACAUGUCACGGCGGGCUGUCAAGUUCAUACUGGAUGUGGUGGAAGAGCGAAGAAAGAGGGACGAGACGACGGUCCCUCAGCGACAAAGAUCGCACGCAACACAGAUCAGUGUCUUGUCACCUGACGCAGAUGACGAGCAGACUGUACAAGACCGCAUCGAGCAGCUACUGCAUGACGGUCGCAAUUUUGUGAAUGCGGAUGAGCCAGUUGCGGAAAAGGAAGAGAUUGGUACCGCUGACAAAGGUCCGACGGAAGAGAUCGCACAGGAGUUUACGCCGCUCAACAUCUACCACUUCCGCCUCAUUGCACCUCAAAUCCAGCUUCAGAGCGAGAAGAACCCGAAGUCUGCAGUAUUGGUCACAGCGAAGGGCAUGCAGCUAAAGAUUGUGGAGAUCAUGGACAAGGCGAACGUCAACGACGACGUUAGCGGUCUGGUGCAGCGUCGCUUCACCGCUGCGGCCGACAGCCUCCAAAUGUUCGUCACCAGUACGAAGACGUUCUCCAUGGAGUUCUUCCAUAUGUAUUCUGCCAACCUGUAUGGUGCGAAAGCUGGCACUCAGUGGCCGCCAUGGGUGCCGAUGGAGAUCAUGUUCGAAUAUCAGACAAACCCUUACGGCUUCAACAGGGUCGUACACCGCACGUCUGCCAGCUUACGCUAUGACAAGUACAAUAAUCUCCGCUUGAAGUACAAUGAUGAUGUCUCGGGUGGUGAGGAUAAAGACAUUAAGAGCGACGAACAGACCGUGGAGCGGAUGGACCAUGUUUGGCUGGAGUUCCCGCACUUUCGAGCGAUCUGCGACUCGGCACAGUACUACGGGAUGUAUGUUAUUGUCAUGGACCUCCUACUCUACAACGAACCGUUGGAGAAGACACGCAGUGAGCGGCUUGAAAAGAUUAUGCUAGCAUCCGAUUUCAGCGACCUUACGGGUGCUCCGGAGAUGGUUCAGAUGCUGCAAGAGCGCAUACGGCAGCUCGAAGAAAUCAAGAUGCAUUUCCAGAUCAACGAAAAGUACCUCGACCGGCAAGGCUGGAAAGACCGCAUCAUCAUGGACCAAGAUCUUGCAGCUUGCGAAGACGAACUGUUCUUCAUGAUGAAGGCCAUCACGACGUCGCAGCAGCGGGCUGAAGACCGACGAGAGCAAGAGAACGCUAACGGGGUCGUGCAUCUGAGCAUGCGUGCGAAGGAGAUUGCAUGGCACUUGGUGCGCGAAAAGGGCGAGUCACUGGUUGAAUUCCAGUUGAAGAACGCUUCCUUUGAUCGAACAGACCACAAUGACGGCUCGAACUUCAAUCAGAUGGAGAUUGGACGUAUCAAUGGCUUCAAUUUGCUGCCUAACGCACUGUACCCGGAGAUAAUAGCGCCGUUCACAGACGAAGCAAAGGGCGGGAAGAAGCUCGGCAACGAGAAGAUGCUACGAAUCCAUUGGCUGAUGUUGGAAGCCAUCGCCGGUAUACCGGUGGUUGACUACUUCGAGAUCGACCUUGCUCCGUUGAAAAUGCAGGUCGAACGCGAGGUUGCGAAGAAGAUCUUCGAAUACGUGUUCCCGGGUGCGGGUGGCAAGGCUUUCGAGGGAGGACCAGGUGCACUGCAGCAGAGGCUACAUCCCACGCUCCACCUGCCCAAGCAACGCAAGUCGAAGGCCGAUGGUAAAGGGCUCGGUAUCAGCAGCGGACACAGUCGACCCGGCUUCGCAAUUUUCCAGCAUUCUGAAAAGUCUUUGCAAGCAACUGCUUCGAAGCGAUCAGCAGCCUCUCGUCAAGCCAUGGCCGCACUCAAUACGCCCAAUAUGUCAAGGUCACCGAGCGCAGGCUCAAUCGUGACCAUCGCGAGUACUACUGCGAGCGAAAUCGAGAAGCCAAGCAAGCGGUCGCUACUUCAUCGGUCGCACAGCGACGAGAAGAAGAAAAAGAGAGACGAGCCUUCAGAUGAUCUGACACAGAUGAUGAACCGUGCGUCCAACUACAUGACGCUGGCUUUCGUGAAGAUGCCAAGUAUGGUUCUCUGUCUCAGCUACAAAGGACAAGGCAAACGUAAUCUCGAGGACGUGCAUGAUCUCGUCUUUCGCAUGCCUACGUUGGAGUACCGUAACAAGACGUGGUCCAACCUGGACCUUGCUCUGCAGCUGAAGAAGGAUGUCAUUCGAGCCUUAAUAUCACAUGCAGGCGCCAUUGUCAGUAACAAGCUAAGCCAUCACAAGCCAAACCGCAUGCAGCAAAGUCGACUUCGCGAACUCGCCAACAUGAGCACGUUCGUGGCAGCUGCUAGCGGCCAGACCCCUUCACCCGCAUCUUCGGAGACGAGCAGCACAUUCGAUUUCAAUCCGGCGGAGGCGAAUGGGAGGCCAUCGACUGCUUCAGCGAGGCCUAGCACGCUCAGUCGCACCAUCCAAGGCCUGUCUCGCAGCAAGUGA